AUUUUAAUCUAUCUCUUACAUGGCCAUGUUUGUUUGUCUUCUUGUUCUGUUGGAAAACCUGCAAGCUAAUUUGGUGAAUGCCCUGCACAAUCGUCUUGCUGUUGCUUUCUCACUCUCUUGUGCCCUCCUUCUGUUCAUGUUCUGCCCUCCGUUUUCGAAAAUUCUGCACUUUUUCUCUCCUCUUGUACUUUCCACUGCAGUGUGUUUUGUGGCAGUUUAUAUGUUUGUAUCAUCUGAGAAACAAGCGGCGAGAGAGAUCUUACUUGUCAAUGAGGGAAUGGCUGAAUCCAGAGUAUACCAAAUCUAUGAUGAAGUGAACUUUAGCAUAUAUAAUGAUCGCAUCAAAAUGGGCUGCUUUCUGUUGAAGUCAAUUAGUGCAUGGGAUGAAGAUGGGGAGAGAAUAAUAUUUGCAGGAAGGCUAGAGGCAGGAAAAAGUAAUGGUGUCUUUGAUGACGAUGUUACAUCUCUCGAGGUGGAUAGUCUAGCUGAAGGAUUGUGGAAUUGCUACUUUGGGAGAUGCUCGAAAUGGUACCACACAGGCAGUAUGUGAAGGAAGAUGAUAGCAAGGAAAUGCACUAUCCCUCCUCAGUAGAUGGCGAUGGUCUCCCAAGCUGGCGGAGACGACAUGUCGAAGUGCUUCCUCAGUGGGUUGCACCACCCACCACUGUCAUUGGG
Molecule: messenger RNA, 675 nt
Organism: Elaeis guineensis (African oil palm)
Lineage: Eukaryota; Viridiplantae; Streptophyta; Magnoliopsida; Arecales; Arecaceae
Source: RefSeq, a predicted model, not a curated record